UUUAUCACGAGUCGAUCACAAUUUUUCAUGAUUGUAAACAAAAGAAAAGUUCAUUCAAAACAAAAAUGAACGAAUCUCGAUGACGACUGCCAAGUUGGGAGCAGUACAAAACAAUAACAAAAACCAAAACUAUGAAAACAUCAGCACAGAUGACUAUUCCAUACAGCAGUGUCUAUGAUGGUGGCAACCUCCCAUACCUUCAUGCAUACCAAUGAAUGGCUGUGCGUGUGUUUAUGAAUGAAUAACGGAUCUCAGUCUGCGCCGCUGACAGUCAGUCCGUUCACAGGAACGACAAGAAGGCAGUCAUCAGUUCUCUUUCUCACGUCGUCGGUUUCGAAUCGAGUGCUGGCUGGGGUCUACAGCGAUUAUUAUGGUUCUCGCGUCUGACUGACUGCGGCUGAUGGUGUUUCGGUAAGACUACUCUGGCGCUGGAUGAUGAUGAUGAUGAUGGUGGUGGUAUUUGCGUGUGUAUCCACAACACAUCAUCGGAGCACAGAGCAGCAAAAAUGAAAAUAAACGGGGAGAGCAGAGCAAAUAAGAAAAAAAUAAACUUCGCCAUAUUGAAUCGCGAGAACCUCUGAUAGGUCCCACAGUUUUCCCUGCCACAGUAGCAGCAAAGCAACCGAAUAUCUUUUCCUGGUUCCAGGACCUUGCACAGUGCAAUCCGUGGUGUCGGUGUGACUGAACGAGAGAAUGAUAAAGUGACCGAAGAAACGAUAACAGAUCGCACACUGGAAGUGAAUGAAUGGUGGCCUGAGAAUUUUUCAGCUCUGGUUUAGUGCAGUGAAUUUUCCGGAUUCGUGAGGACGGUUUCCUCCUGUGCAAAUUACAACACAAAGAAAGUGGAGUGCGGAAAAGUCCGUGUGAAAUUCAAGCUGGAGCCCUGGGAAUCAGAUUGCUCCAAAAUCACGCAGAAACGUCGUGCAAACAACCGAUCGACGACAAACGGAACAAAGGCACCGCAGUGGAGACGAACAAAAAGUGUGGACAAGAUGAACCAAGCGAUAUCCAGAAAUAGAUUCGAGAAAGCGUGCAUAGUUCCGGAAGAUGAAAUCUCGAAGAAACUACCAAAAGAGAUUCUCCUACGAAUUUUAUCCUAUCUUGACGUGACCUCGCUGUGCCGGUGUGGACAGGUAUCUCGAUACUGGAACAUUCUGGCACUAGACGGAUCGAAUUGGCAAAAAAUCAACCUAUUUGACUUUCAACGUGACAUUGAGGGUCUCGUAAUCGAGAACAUCUCGCUGCGAUGCGGUGGUUUUCUGAAAAAUCUUUGCCUACGGGGCUGCCAGUCGGUGGGCAGCCAAUCGAUACGAACUCUUGCUCAACACUGCCAUAACAUAGAACAGCUGGACCUGGCCGAGUGUAAGAAAAUCACCGACGUUGCCAUACAGCCACUCAGCAGGUACUGCGCAAAGCUCACCGCCAUCAACCUCGAAUCCUGCUCGCAGAUCACCGACUGCAGUCUGAAAGCCCUAUCGGAUGGAUGUCCGAACCUAACGGAGAUCAACGUUUCCUGGUGCAACCUUAUAACAGAGAACGGCGUCGAGGCAAUAGCUAGGGGCUGCAACAAAGUGAAAAAGUUUAGUUGCAAAGGUUGCAAACAGGUCAACGACAGAGCAGUCAUUGCGCUAGCGCUAUUUUGUCCCAAUAUUGAGGUUUUAAAUUUACACAGUUGUGAUAGUAUAACUGACGCUUCGGUGUCGAAAAUUGCGGAAAAAUGCAUCAACCUGAAGCAACUGUGUGUGUCUAAGUGCUGCGAGCUCACCGACCAGACCCUGAUAGCAUUAGCCAUGUACAACCACUACUUGAACACACUGGAGAUGGCCGGUUGUACUCAGUUUACCGACUCAGGAUUCAUAGCGCUAGCAAAGAACUGUAAAUAUCUGGAACGAAUGGAUCUGGAGGAGUGUAGUCUAAUAACGGAUGCUACACUGAUCAAUUUAGCUCUAGGCUGCCCUAGCUUAGAAAAAUUGACUCUAUCUCACUGCGAACUGAUUACCGAUGAGGGCAUACGGCAGCUGGCUGCCGGCGGCUGCGCUGCAGAAAGUUUAUCCGUCCUAGAGCUGGAUAACUGCCCACUGAUAACCGACGCGACGCUUGAACAUCUGAUAACCUGUCACAAUCUGCAGCGGAUAGAGCUCUACGACUGCCAACUUAUAUCAAGAAAUGCUAUCCGUCGAUUGAGGAAUCACCUUCCAAACAUUAAGGUACACGCGUACUUUGCCCCAGUGACACCACCGCCGACUACCAACGGACCACGACCCCGGUAUUGUCGAUGUUGUGAGAUUCUCUGAGAUCAGGCGAUUGGCUUAGCCAGGAAAGUUCUCUGUAGGAGUAGAGAUGACUGAUAUUUAUACUUAUAAUCUAAAUACAAGAAGACAAGAACAGUACGGGGGUAUCGAUCGCAAGGGAAAACGGCAACUGUUGUAAUAAUGCUAGUGAAAAAAUUAUCCCCCAUCCCGUCGGGAUAUGAGCAGUGUAAUACAGAACGAUAAUAAUCUAUUCUAAUCAUCAUCACAGAGUAUGAUCGUAGAAAUAAAACAUUUAUAAAUGGGGAAACAAAUUGAUUUCCAAAGCCAGCAAAUCAAUCCACGAACCACAUGCAAACUUUCAAAUCCAUACACUCACACACACACCGAACACAAACCGAAACAAAUGAGAAAAAAAUCAACCAGUGCAAAACCAGACUAACAUUUAUCAUCAGAAAUAGAAAUACAUAUAUUUUUCGAAAAGCAACUACUACUAACAGAUUUGAAACAUUACAGACAUUUCACCGAGAAAAAAAAACACUUCUUCUAUAGGAUUCAAAAGAUUAACAUAACGGCAACCAUAAACAAACAUGUGUUCAAUUAGUAAUGAAAGAAUAUCGCGUAGAUCAAACGGGAAAUCCGGAACAUUGCAUUAUUUGUUAGUGAGCGACUAGCUUUCUACAAGCAAAUCAGGCUUGGCAUUUGAAAAUAAAAGCAACUCGCUAUUCAUGCGACAAGUACGAGAAACAGUACAGCACGCAGUACGUAGUACGUAAUAAAAAAAAAACAACUAAACUGAAUUUAAAAAAAAAUAUGAUCAAAUCGAUUAGUUUUUUGAAGCAAAAUGAAAUGUGAAAAUAAUGCUUAAACAUACUAAAAUCAUCAGCGACACAACAAUAAACUCUAGACACGUAAUGACAUUUGUCGUAAAACAAUAUAUGUAUUGAUAAUCGAAUCAAAAAUGGGAUGGCCGGUCCGCGUUCAUAACGCGGGCACGAUUGGACGACGAGUUGAGUAAAAACUACUUUAGUGUAAAACCACCUGUGAAACAAGCGUGAGUAUGUGAUAUAUAUUGAUGAUGAAGGAAGGCAGGGUGUUAACCGAUCGGAAUCAGCUUAGAUACAAGAUGUAUGUUUGGACCACUAGACCGACAAUGGGUGGAAUUUAGUAGGCCUGAAAAGUGUUUAGUAAGUAGUGCAGCGAAGAAGGGAGGGACGAGAUAUGAUUUUAUGAAUGGGGAAACAAACCCGAAAAAAAACGUUGAUGUGCAAAACCAGCAAGGAGCUAAUCUGAUUGUGAUUCAAUUAUAUUUACGAUACAGAACCAUAAGAUGAAACGUUAGGAAAAAGAAAUAAAUCUAAAAUUUUACAUAUAAA
Molecule: messenger RNA, 3625 nt
Organism: Malaya genurostris
Lineage: Eukaryota; Metazoa; Arthropoda; Insecta; Diptera; Culicidae
Product: F-box/LRR-repeat protein 20
Exons: 10
Coding region: 993-2294 (433 amino acids)
Biological process (GO): SCF-dependent proteasomal ubiquitin-dependent protein catabolic process
Cellular component (GO): SCF ubiquitin ligase complex
Molecular function (GO): protein binding
Source: RefSeq, a predicted model, not a curated record